Messenger RNA from Dalotia coriaria, 4065 nucleotides. RefSeq names its product superkiller complex helicase subunit twister (gene tst). The coding region runs from base 322 to 3960 and encodes 1212 amino acids. The transcript has 8 exons. The record is from RefSeq and is a predicted model, not a curated record. Gene Ontology annotation, biological process: nuclear-transcribed mRNA catabolic process, 3'-5' exonucleolytic nonsense-mediated decay. Gene Ontology annotation, cellular component: Ski complex. NCBI's taxonomy places the organism in Eukaryota, Metazoa, Arthropoda, Insecta, Coleoptera, Staphylinidae. Gene Ontology annotation, molecular function: ATP binding; RNA binding; RNA helicase activity.
CCGCGAUCAGAACCAUACUAGUUUAAGAACGUGUGCGCUGCUCUUUACAUAAUGUGAAACAAUUACCAAAUGGCGUUAAGAUGCAGUUUUUAAGGACGUUCAAAUAAUCCUGGAAUAUCAUUAUAUAGAUGCAUUAUGUAUUCUAUAUAUACUGCGAUUUUUGUGUUAGUCUUUUAAUUUUAAUUUACAUUAAAUUAGAUAAAUUAAUACCGGUUAAAUACACAUUCUGACUUUAUCUAACCUAAUAUUUUCUAGGUAUGUAAUUCUACUUCAUGAAUCAAGUGUUGAUUAUAGCGAUUUCUUAAAUAAUUACAAAUAUAAAUGUCUGGUGAAGACGUAUUAAAAGAUUUUCCCCAAUUUCUACCUGAAAUUGGGGAUGAUCUACGGAGUUAUCUGAUAUGUCCAGACAAAUUACCCAUGCACCAGUUGGAAAACGUGCAAGAAUUUUGGCCACGAACCUGCGAUGUUACAAGAUUAAUGCAUUUUGAUAUCACACAACUAUCAACUACAUUACAAGUACAAAGAGACUAUGAUACUGGUGAGAUUAUAGAUUUUAAAGAGGUACCUAUCCCAAAUGCUGGUGAAAGUUCUAGUAAUUCCAUGGCUUUUACUAGAGCACCUUGUGUAGAAAACAAUUCUGUUCGAGGCAAUCCAAUGAACCUGCCAUUUUGGCCAGGAAGUUUUCCUCAACCACAAUUUAAAACACCAGAAAAUACAAAUGAUGUGCUAAAUGAUGAUUUAUUAAGAGUUGCACCUGGUAUUUCAAGAGGUCUAUUAUUUGAUGAUGAUGGAAACACUGUAAUUGGCUAUGCUACAGAGGAAGAUGCAUCAACAAAAGUCAAUAUUCCAGAAAAUAAAAUUAAUUUAGCUGAAUUAAUUCGCGAAGAAGAGGCUAAAUUAGGUAUCUGGAAAAGUAAUGAUAAUGAAGAUAACAUGCAAAGCACAGAAGAGAACAUUCUAACAUCCGAAAAUCCUGAUGAAGAAUCAAUUUUACCAUCGGAAGAUUUGCAAUUGCCUGUUUUAACAUUAACAACGAAGAGUGAUAAAUCCAUCACCGGCAGUGAAUACGCUGUUUUGGUGGAUUGCAGUAAACCAAUUACAAAUUUCGAGGAAUUAAUACCUGAAAUGGCGCAUCAAUACCCCUUCGAGCUAGACACCUUCCAAAAACAGGCAAUUAUCCAACUCGAAAAACACAAUCACGUAUUCGUGGCCGCGCACACAUCUGCUGGAAAAACCGUUGUCGCAGAAUACGCCAUUGCUCUGUGUGAGAAGCACAUGACCCGAUCAAUUUACACUUCACCGAUCAAAGCGUUAUCCAAUCAAAAGUACCGAGACUUCAAACAGACCUUCAAAGAUGUGGGCCUGAUUACCGGUGACUUUCAAAUCAACCCAACAGCAUCCUGUCUUAUUAUGACAACUGAAAUCCUCCGCAGUAUGUUAUACUGUGGUAGUGAAGUAACACGAGAUAUUGAGUAUGUUAUUUUUGAUGAGGUGCACUAUAUUAACGAUAAAGAACGUGGACAUGUAUGGGAACAAGUGUUGAUUAUGUUACCGGAACGUGUCUGCGUGGUGAUGUUAAGCGCGACUGUUCCUAAUACAAUUGAAUUUGCUGAUUGGUUAGGUCGUACCCAUCAAAGAAAAGUUUAUGUUGUUAGUACUACACAUAGACCAGUACCACUUGCGCAUUAUCUUUACACUGGUACAUCAGGAGUAUCAAAGAAUAAUAGGUUUAAAAUUCUGGAUGAUUCUGGAUGGAAAAGGCAGGGAUACGAGCAGAGUAAAGCUACGAUUGGGACAAGUAACAACACUCAUCGAUUUCAUAUUAAGCAGGAGAAUACCAUGUGGUAUGCUUUGGUAGAUCAUCUGAAGACUUGUGAUUUGUUGCCUGUGGUUGCGUUUACUUUCUCACGAGCGAAAUGUGAUUCAAACGCGCAGAGCUUGAGAAGUUUGGAUUUAACAACACAAAGAGAGAAGUAUGCUAUUUCGCAUUUCUUUGAAGAGUGCAUCAGGAGUUUAAAGGAACCUGACCGUAAUAUACCACAGAUUAUUUUAAUGCGGGAUAUUUUAAAACGAGGUAUUGGAGUUCAUCAUAGUGGAAUUCUUCCUAUUAUCAAGGAGAUUGUUGAGAUGCUGUUUCAGAAUCGUUUAUUAAAGUUGUUAUUUGCCACGGAAACAUUUGCUAUGGGAGUGAAUAUGCCCUCAAGAACAGUUGUUUUCGAUUCAAUUAAAAAACACGACGGACAUGAACGAAGACAACUUCUACCCGCGGAAUAUAUCCAAAUGGCGGGUCGUGCAGGUCGCAGAGGUAAAGACAAGAAAGGAACGGUCAUUAUUUUGUGUAAAGGUGAAUUACCGCCUGCGAGUCAACUUCAGGAGAUGAUGCUUGGCAAACCCAGCCAUUUAACAAGUCAAUUUCGUAUUACUUAUGGCAUGGUGCUGAGUUUGUUAAGAGUUGAAAGUUUAACGGUAGAAGGCAUGAUGUCGCGGAGUUUUCGUGAGGCUGACCACCAGAAAAGUAUGAUUAAGAUGAAAAAGGAACUGGAACGUGUUGAAGAUACAUUGAACAAUGAUUAUUCCAGUGAAUUAAGCGCUUAUUUAGAGCCAUUGGUCGAGUUUUAUCGAAAAGCACGCCGAUAUUUAGAUGCCAGGAAGGACUCAAUUACUGAUAUCAUUUCAAGUGCUAAAGCUUUGAAAGUGUUGGUCCCUGGUAAACUGAUUCUGAUCACUCACAUGAAUCAUAUUAAUAAAUUAGCUUUGAUACUGUCACAAUCAAAACGCAAUCCGAUCACUUUUCGCGUUUUGGUCUUAACAGAUGAUAAUGAUAUGAGUAAUGAUACAACUUGUGAUGAGAAAACAGAAUGUUGGUAUAAAAUGUUGGGACUUUCACGCACAAUUGUAUACUGUCCAAUUGAGAAUCCAAGUCAUGAAGUACUUACAAUAAGUCCAUCGGACAUCUUUUACGUUUGCAACAAAAAAAUCAAAGCAGAAUACGAUUUUGUCCUUAAAGACUAUGACCAGCGACAGAUUCCAAGAUUCAAAGACAAUCCACCUGGAGAUGAUUGCAGGGAAGCCGUGGAAGAAUUGUUUAAGUUAACAACAUCCAUCAAAAACGACUCUAUGCUUGAUUCAUCUCUAGGUUUCAUGGACUACAUUAAAGAUAUGAAUAUUGUAGAGGAAAGUCUGUAUCUGAAAAUAUCACACUUAAAUCAGUUACGCACAGACGUUGAAUCCCAUGUGGAAAAUCUACAGAUUCCGAAUUUUGAGAAUCAGUUUAAUAUUGUAUUCAAAAAGAAGAUUCUAGAAGAUGAACGCGAUUUUCUGAAGCACAUGCUGUCGGAUGCCAGCAUGGCGUUGUAUCCUGAUUAUGAGAACAGAAUUCAAUUAUUGAGACAUUUAAAGUAUGUUGAUGCACAGAAUCGUGUCGAAUUAAAAGGUAGAGUCGCGUGUGAAAUGGGAAUGAAUGAACUGCUCAUCACCGAAUUGGUGUUGAGGAAUAUUCUGACAAAGUUAAAACCUGCUGAGGUUGCUGCAUUAUUAUCGUCGAUGGUUUUCCAAGCAAAAACCAACGCGGAAUUAUCGGAAAACGAAUUUCCAGCGGAAUUACAACAUGGAAUUCAAGAAAUUAAAGACAUUUUCCAAGAAAUUCAACAACUUGAAGCUGAAUAUCAAGUAUAUGGUGAUGAUUUCAAAGAUUUGAAUUUCGGACUGGUGCAUGUGGUCUACGAAUGGGCCUCGGAGAAACCUUUCGCUGAGAUAAUGUCCCUCACGGAUAUUCAAGAAGGUAUUAUUGUGAGGUGUAUUCAACAGUUGAACGAAGUUAUUUGUGAUGUGAAGAACGCGGCGAGGUUGAUUGGUGAUCCAGCGCUUCACAGCAAAAUGGAGGAGGCUUCUACCGCCAUUAAACGCGAUAUUGUUUUUGCUGCUAGUUUAUACACGCAGAGGGACUCCACGGUAAUCUAAUUAAAAAUUAAAACAUUAUUUCAUUUUACAGAAUAGAACAUAAGGUGUAUUAUGAAUUUGCAAACUUAUACCAUAUUAAAAAACAUUUUGUUUUGAUUUUUACAA